Molecule: messenger RNA, 1905 nt
Organism: Odontomachus brunneus
Lineage: Eukaryota; Metazoa; Arthropoda; Insecta; Hymenoptera; Formicidae
Gene: Tip60
Product: histone acetyltransferase Tip60
Exons: 5
Coding region: 91-1449 (452 amino acids)
Biological process (GO): regulation of DNA-templated transcription
Molecular function (GO): histone acetyltransferase activity
Source: RefSeq, a predicted model, not a curated record
AGUUCGCUUUAUACGGCGCUGGCCUCAGUGUUCAGAGCGCUUCAAAACAAAAUUGUGUUUAGCAACCAGUUUCCCGAAUUUUUGACUAAAAUGAUCGAGGAGCACGAUGAACGUGAAACAAUCUGCGAUUCAGUGAAUUCACUGGUCGAAGGCUGCCGUUUACCGGUUAAAAUGCACGGCACGGACGAUUGGCCACUAGCUGAAAUCAUCAGUAUCAAAGAAGUACAUGGUGUCAAAUGUUAUUACGUUCACUAUGUGGAUUUCAACAAACGAUUAGACGAAUGGGUUAUGGAAGAUUCUCUGGACACGAGAAAAGUCCAGUAUCCACGUCGUGAUGGAACGACACCAGGAACUGGUGCGGCGACUCCAAAAAAACAGGCAGCCAGCAGGCCUCCCAGUCCCAGCAGUGUCAGCAGUGAACCAGUCAAUGGUUCUGCUGUACUGCAAGCUGCUCUACAAAAGAAAAUGUCUAGAAAAAGAAAAGCGGCUUUCUUAGAAAACGAGGAUUCUCAAGAUGGCCCACCACAAACACCGGGUCCUAGACCCACUGGUUCUCUAGUUGCACAUCACCAUCACGUAGUAACGCGAAUAAAAAAUGUAGAGCUAAUCGAACUAGGUCGCCAUAGAAUAAAACCUUGGUAUUUUAGUCCAUAUCCGCAGGAGAUGGUAAAUUUAUCUUGUAUAUAUAUCUGUGAGUUCUGCCUGAAGUACAGAAAAAGCCGAAAAUGCAUGGAGAGGCAUUUAGUCAAAUGUAAUCUACGUCAUCCACCUGGGAAUGAGAUAUAUAGGAAAGGAUCUAUAUCGUUCUUCGAAAUUGACGGACGCAAGAACAAGAAUUACGCACAAAAUCUUUGCCUACUAGCGAAGCUAUUUCUGGAUCACAAGACUCUCGAUUAUGACACGGAUCCCUUUUUAUUCUAUGUAAUGACGAACUUUGAUAGCAGAGGAUUUCACAUAGUCGGCUACUUUUCCAAGGAGAAAGAGUCAACGGAGGAUCACAAUGUAGCAUGCAUUCUUACACUGCCACCGUAUCAGAGGAGAGGCUACGGCAAGCUCCUGAUAGAAUUUUCAUAUGAACUGUCGAAAUUCGAAGGUAAAACCGGCUCGCCCGAGAAACCACUCUCCGAUUUGGGUCUUCUCUCAUAUCGAAGUUAUUGGGCGCACACAAUACUCGACAUCCUCCUGAACAUUAAGCCAGUAGUGGAAAAUGAGAAACCGCAGAUAACAAUAAGCGAAAUCUGCGAAUUGACGUCGAUCAAGAAGGAGGACGUAAUAUCGACCUUGCAAAACUUGAAUCUCAUUAAUUACUACAAAGGGCAAUACAUCGUGAGGUUAAAUAGGGAAAUAAUCGAGCAACAUGCAACCGCAAUGGAGAAAAGACAGAUCAGGAUAGAUCCUAAGUGUUUGCAUUGGACACCGAAAGACUGGAGUAUUAGAGCCAAGUGGUGAAGUGAAGCUCCGAACUGACAAUAAAGCGAUGUUAUAACUUGUCUUGAAAUUAUUUUCAGGAAUCCUAACGGAAAUAAUUAUGAUUAACGAAAAUGUACAAAAAUUGUACAUAUUUAUGUAUUAAUUCGUGACCUCAACGGUCUAGCGUUUUAAUAAGACUGCAUUUGGCGUUGCGUACGCUUUCAGCGAUGUUGUAGUAACUUCAUUGACGCACGCAGAUCUCGGUUGUAGAGCGCUAAGAUCAUACCGCGUAUGUGUGUGUGCUCGCGGAUUUUACCUGAGAAGAUAUUUGCUAUAACAGCAUGUAACUAGAAGUCAGACGCAAUGUUUUAAUACGGUGGUUACGAUUUUUUUAAACGACAUACAAAAACCACCAUCGCCAUUACGACGAUCAUGUUUGUACAGUUAUCUUUAUCGGUCUUGUAAAUUGUAAAUAAAUAUGAUUUUAUAACAUAU